AUAGAUAAGUCUGAUCCCGUAAAUGCUUUAGUCUGAUACCAUCGACGACCGUUUCUGAACGCGCAGGACAAAGAGCUCCCGAACAAGCAGGUGGAGGCCAUUUUUAGCAGCCGGAACGAGGCUCUCAUGCUGUUUGCUCUACGGAACUGGAAUGGGUUGCCCCGGACCCGUAUCAAAUGCAAAAGUGUCUGGGUCUGGGAGGUUGGAGCUUGUGACGCUAACUUUGGACUCUAAAAAAAUCUGUAUUGCAUGAUCAGCAAGAGGAGUCUAGUUUGUGCUACGCGGGGAGGGCAUUUGUCAUGCGGAAUAGGCAUCCGGAAGCCAUUGAAAAAUCAGUGAUGCUAGGUCAUGCAUUACAGACAUCCUGGGUCAUGCAAAAUAUGCAUGACACUUCCGGCAACAUUCCAGACCCAGACAUUUUUGCAUUUGAUAACCCGCUACGACCUCCUGCAACUCGCGGACAUGCAGAGCGAUCCGCUCCUUGCCGCCUUGCGCGAUCUAUCAAAUGCAAAAAUGUCUGGGUCUGGAAAGUUGGAACUUGUGAUGCUAACUUUGGACUCUAAAAAAAUCUGCAUGACCAGCAAGAGGAGCCACAUUUGUGCUACGCGAGGAGGGCAUUUGUCAUGCGGAAACGGCAUCAGGAAGCUUUCCAAAAAUCUGCGAUGCUGGGUCAUGCAUUACAAGCAUCAUGGGUCAUGCCAGACAAGCAUGACAAGCCUUCCAUUCUUCAAGACCCACACAUUUUUACAUUUGAUACGAUCCGCUCCACGAAGAUAUUAAACCCUCCGCUUUUCACGGAAUCGUCGGAGAGGACUCCAUACUCAAGAAGAACAGCUGGUUAUUGACGACUCCGGCCGACGUGCAAGCCGUCGCGCCUCGGAGCUGCCCGCCGGCGGUGGGCGAGCACCUGGGAAAACCGGCGCUGGUCCGCCUGGGUAGUGCCGUCGAUCAGGCCCGGCUCCUGCGGUACGUGCAGAAGUUCGCCAACGCAGGAGUAGACCUCCACCUCUCGAAGAAGGUGAAACCGUUCGAACCGCUGAUCGUGGAAGAUUUUCUGGAGCUGCUUACCAGCGUCACGUUGUAUGCAUUGCAAAUAUGUCUGGGUCUGGAAACUUGUAAUGCUAAGUGACGUAGCAUGAGGAGCCCACAAUAAAUGAUUGCCUAGCAUGACAAGCUUCUGAGCUUCUAAGUGUUGCCUAUUCGGCAUGACAAACUCCGACUUCGCAUCACAGAAAAAAAGGGUUUUUGGGUACCGUGCAUGACAGACUUGAAAGUCCUGCUAGCCUAGCAUGACAAACCUUGCUUUUUUCCAGACCCAGACAUUUUUGCAUUUGAUAUCACGGACGGAAACGGGAAAACCAAUCUGGUGAAACACGAACCAUUCCUGCUCAACCUGCUCGACCACUACCGGGUCAAACUGCCCGUGCACGUCUCCACAAAGGUGUUGGAGCAGUUCUACGAGACCGAGAAAGCCUAUGGAACUGUCAGGAUCGAAAUCAAGAGAGUCGAAAUAAGUAAUUUGUGAUGCAUAAAAGCGAGGAUACCAGUUGGACCCUCAGACUCAGUUUGUUUCCAGGUGGCGCGUGACGAAUUUCGGGAGCACCAAGAUCCAGUCUGUCGCGCUGUUUGCGCAAAGAAGACGGCUCCUGUCAUGAAAACUCUGGCAGUCCAUCGUCUUCCCCUAAACAGGCUUGCGAUUGGUCUCAUUUGCCUGCUCCCCAACACUGGCCUUACGUGCCCUACAUUUUAUGCAUACACAACUAACUAAACUUUUGGAUUUUGUCGAUUUUGAUCCUGGCACUCCCAUAAGGUUGACGCAGAGGCGGCUGCGCUCACCCUGCCUGCGGACGGUCCAGCACUUGACCAGGAGGCGGCCGGGGCUCGGAACCGGGUUAUGGCGUUCUCAACUGUUACAUUCUCAACUGUUACACGGAUGCGUGAUGCAAGAAUGGCAAAAGUGAAAGGGGUCACCUUGCGGGUCUUGCAUGACAGAUCUGGCAAAGAUUCCGAGCCUGUUUGGCUCUUCGAGAAUUUGUCAUGCGAAGCAGCUUGAUCGUGUCGAUUCUGAUUGUGAUUUUGCAUUUACAAAUCAUGUAACAGUUGAGAAUGUUAAUGUAACAGUUGAGAACGCCAUACGGGUGCUGGCCAGGUUUCUGUCUCUGCCGCGGCGCGAUUUGACGACCCACAGUAUCCUGAGUAAAAACGUACCCACACCAUAGUCAAGAUGGGGAAUCGGCUAGACAAAUCCACAAGUUUUGGCUGUUUUGCAUGACAAAUUUGGAUUCGUAGUGUAGUGCUGUUUGAGCUAGCUAAGCAGCAUCACAGAUCUAGCAUACCAUGGUGAUUGGAGCAUGACAAAUUACAAAACACGACUAGAAAAUGCUUCUCAUGGGGCUCCGCAUGAGAAACAUUUUCAGCAUGCAGAUUUGCAUUACAACUCUGGUGUGGGUACGUUUUUACUGAGGAUACACACCGUGAAAAAGUUGUUGGAGGAAGCGGAACUGGAAAUUGUCGAAGGUUGCAUCGUAUCAACUGUAAAAAUGUCUGGGUCUGGAAGAAUGCACGUUUGUCAUGCUAAGUCUGAAGCAUGCAAAAAUCUGUGUUGCAUGAUUACCAAAAGUCGUCCAGUUUUGACCAAGUCGGGAGGGAGUUUCUCAUGCAGGAUAAGCAUGAGAGAGAUCGCGCAGAAUCUGUAAUGCUAGGCUCUGCAUUCCAGACCUCAUGGGUCAUGGAAAAGCUGCAUGACAAAUCGCGCACUCUUCCAGACCCAGACAUUUUUACAGUUGAUACAUCGCUAUCAACUCGAAUGGUACGACAACUGCUACAGAGUACGACACUGCAGCUACUUCCGCUGCUGCUGCAGCGCAGGCGGGAGAAGUGGAACAAGUGGUAAAGGGGACCACGGACAAGAACAACUCCACGGCAACUUUUAGUACAACAACUCGCCGCAAGACGAGCAGCUGCAGCAGCCCCCGCACCGUGGCCAGUCUGUCGAUCGCAAAAAACCCGUUCAAGCUCCGCAUUCUGCGGGGUCUGUAUACGCAGCCCGGCGCUUGGAACAUCGAGCGCGACGUGACGAUGAGGAUCUGGAAACAUGCCGGCAUCGACGUGGACACGCCGCAGAGCCAGCUGGCGCUGGCAGCACUGAAACUGUUCGAUGCCACCACCCAGAUGCACCCCGACCACAUCGACGCCAUCCUCUCGACCAAGAACACCGACCUGAUGUACCACCUGCUGGACACGUGGGACUUCCCCAUUUCGCACGACCAGUUCGACGAGCUGCUGAACUUCGAUUGGUGCUUCGGCCUUCAGCCGUGCACAAAGCUGACAUCAUCUGCGUGCACAAAGUUGACAUCAUCUGCGAUGUCGGCUUCGUCCUCUGCCGUUGCAGUUUUCAGCCUGGAUGCUGUCCCGGUGGGAGUUCUUCCCUCCCCGGUCGUGGGGAGUUGUACAUCAGCACGGGCCGCCGGGGUAGCAGCUGCACUCGUCACAGGCGAAGAGCAGGGGCGGGGCAACAACGACGGCAGUACCAAUAGUAUGCCCACCGCGACGACGAGGAGCACCGGUGCGGCUGAAGAAGCGUGUUGCGGAACUACAACUUCGCCCCCCACUUACUACUACACCAACCGGGCAGGUGGCAUCAAGGUGAUUGCCAAACUGCUCACCAAGUGGCAACCCAACCUGACGGCGGAGCAGGCCGCGGGCCUGCGUCGCAGGUACGCGGAUUCUCCGGUGUCCGACUUAUCAAAUGUAAAAGUGUCUGGGUCUGGAAGAUUCUAGACUUGUAAUGCUGUCUCUGGAUUCCAGAAAAAUUUGUAUUGCAUGACCAGCAAAAGGCCUCCAGUUUGUGCUACGUGGAGAGGGCAUUUCUCAUGCGGUAGAGGCAUCACAAAGUCUUCUAAAAAUCUGUGAUGCUAGGGCAUGCAUCACAGACAUCAUGGGUAAUUCAAAAGAUGCAUGACAAACCUGGCAAUCUUCCAGAUGACCCAGACAUUUUUGCAUUUGAUACGACUGGGUGACCAGCAAGUACGGUGGUGGUGGACUUUCCGCCAAUGAGGUGAUGUUACUGGAAGAAACUACCCAGGGCGGCCCAGAAGUAGACGGGCUGCAAAAUGCAUCCCGGCAACACCAGCAGCCGCAAGUAGAACCUCAGCCGCUCGGUGAAACGGAAAGUAAAAAUCAGGGUGACGGAGGACAAGUCGACAAUGAAGCUGCUGCUGCCGAUAUUGCGAGAAAAAAAUCCCUCAUCCCCUAUUCAGCACAGGAUUUUUGAAGCGGGAUUAUAAUUUGUGCUGUACUCAUGAUCUUCAAGAGGUACUACUGUCGGCACACGCAAAGCAUCUGCGUAAAAUUAUUGCCUUGUUAUUUGCUGCAAAUGCAAUACAUUAAAUUUGCAUCACUGAGUCAUUCUCAUUGCGAUAUGGGGAGGGGGAUCAUUUUCAUUUCGAUAGUUAACGUCUGGACGGUUUCUUCAUCUGGUGACGAGACCGGAUCGCGGGAGGACUGGGACAUGAUUCCUGCUGACGGUAGUUCGUUGGAUCCGUAAGGCGAACUCUCGUACGUCGGACCCUUUCUGAAGAUGUGCCGUUCGCACUGUGGUGUGUACACAAGAAUGAGAUCGCGCUGCUUGUUGCACUCACUUGUUUUGCCCGCAAACGUUUUGUAAGUUCUUCUACGAAGUAGGUAUCAAGUUGUAUGUACGUACCAAUCUACAACUGCCGGAUGAACAAGAAUAUAGACGAGCAGAAGUUUUGGAAUAUUGUACUUAGUUUUGGAAAUUUCUGUCUUGAGAAUACUACAACAAACCACGGGGCGGGAUCUGCUUCUAUUUUUCCCUCUCAAUACAGCACUGCACCAGCUAGACACAAAGAAAGAUUUAAACUUCUUGCUGUCACUCACAGUAUCGUCGAUUUCGAUCGUCUGCACGCAAGGGCAGGUUGUAGGUAAUGUGUAUUUUUGAAGAUAUUUUUGUUGGGCCGACGAGGUGGAAGGGGUACCUGCUGCUAGCGUUGAGGGGCGCUUUUGUCCAUGCGAACCGCGAUGAAAAAUAUAGAAACCCAAGAGCAAGCUUUGCUACAUAAUUGUGUUGCGCAGAUGGAAAUCAGAAUUGGUCUAGGACCGACUAACCAAUCUGACAGGACUUCUUCACAGUCUCAGUUGUAGGAU
Amoebophrya sp. A120 is the source of this 5166-nucleotide messenger RNA. The record is from the annotation of a GenBank genome assembly. Lineage: Eukaryota; Dinophyceae; Syndiniales; Amoebophryaceae.